UUUGCUUCACAUCUAAUCCAAACCCAAACACUAUUCAAAUUGGAAGCGAUAUUAUGCUAAAAAUGACUUUGAUCUUGGUAUUUCCAGUGGUGUUACUGCUGCCGUUGAUUUCCGGCUACAACUACUGCAACAACAGGACCCAUGUGUGCAACCUGUCCAAACGGAAGCACUUCAUGUGCCAACUAGAGAAGGAUCUUCCUCCAUUCGGCAACGGCACCACGUUCCACGCCCUGGUUCCGGACACCACAAAUAUGCAUCUGAAUGCGCUGGGCAUUCUGAACACCUUCCGGAACGUGUUCGCCAGCGGGGAACUCAUCACGAAGCGCAAUAAGACAUUUCCCACCGCCAGGCGGAUGCGCAGGCUCAUCUGGGACGCGGAGCUGGCCUACAUGGCCCGCAGUCAUGCCGCCACCGUGUCCUUCAAGCACUCCGAGUGCCGGUCCACCCUGCGAUUCCCGCUGGUCGGUGAGUGCCUGGCCCUGUUGCCACCUUCCGACCAGAAGCUGGGUCUCUUCGACAUGCUGACCAGUUUCUUCACAAAGAUGUUCGAUGAGUACAAGGAGGUUGAGGAUCCGGAGGCCCUCCUCCAUGCCUACGAUCCCGCCAAGGACUACCAUGUGGGACACUUCACCACCAUCAUCAGCGAUCGGGUUUCCCGGGUGGGCUGUGGCAUUGCCGUGGGCUCCAACUGCCAAGUAAACAAUAAAGUCGGCUUCUGUCACUUCCUGACCUGCCACUUCGACGGCACCAACAUGGAGUACCAGUAUGUCUACAGGGCCGGCAAGCCAGCCAGCUCCUGCCAUGACUGGAAAGCCACGUCCAGCUCUAGAUAUGCCUUUCUGUGCACAAACAACGGCGGUAUAUUUCCCUAUGAUUAGGGUUUAACAAUUAGCUCAUAUCAAUUUUGUAUUGUUAAAGUUCACUUAUUUUAACAUCAGUUUAAUCUAGUUAUUCAUAAAGUGACACUUCCACAUCCAACACUUAAUAAAUUCCUAGUAAAGAUGAUCCGGAGU
Drosophila gunungcola (fruit fly) is the source of this 1013-nucleotide messenger RNA. Its product is annotated as venom allergen 3-like. The record is from RefSeq and is a predicted model, not a curated record. Lineage: Eukaryota; Metazoa; Arthropoda; Insecta; Diptera; Drosophilidae. The transcript is spliced from 4 exons. The coding region runs from base 54 to 878 and encodes 274 amino acids.